GCGGGCGCGCGGCGGCCGAGGCGGAGGCCGGCGGCGCCGUCGUGGAGCCCGCGGUCGGCGCGGCGGCGCGCCGCGCCGCAGGCGCGGAUGCCGCGGCUGAGGUCGACACGUCCACGCCGCAGAAGAAGCGCAACAGGACGGCCUGGAACGAAUUCAUGAUUCGGCGCUGGGAUGACGCCAAGGCGGAGCUCCUGGAGUCUAGCACGAAGGUGACCCCGGCCAGCGUUGCCAGGCUGCUGGGGCAGCGGUGGGCGGACCUGAAGCGGAGCGACUCCCCCGAGGCCAAGGAGGAGGUCGAGCGGAUGAGGCAGCUCGCCAGGGACGGCGCCGAUCCGCACGAGCCGCUGGCGCCCGGCUGA
Molecule: messenger RNA, 359 nt
Organism: Prorocentrum cordatum
Lineage: Eukaryota; Dinophyceae; Prorocentrales; Prorocentraceae
Source: the annotation of a GenBank genome assembly